Molecule: messenger RNA, 2789 nt
Organism: Elaeis guineensis (African oil palm)
Lineage: Eukaryota; Viridiplantae; Streptophyta; Magnoliopsida; Arecales; Arecaceae
Product: putative pentatricopeptide repeat-containing protein At2g01510
Biological process (GO): RNA modification
Molecular function (GO): protein binding; RNA binding
Source: RefSeq, a predicted model, not a curated record
AGUCGGGAAGAUUUAAAACCCAAAGCAAACGGGGCCAGGGUUUAUAUCCUUAGCGGCGCCCUGACACUCCUACCCUCGUGGGGCACCGCGUCGAGGGGCAGCCUCGUCGCUGCGCCUCUCCUAUUCUCGUCUCUCCUCUACCCAGUCCUUAAACUAGCUGGAACAGCCACCCACCUUAUUCCUAUUACAUCGCCAAGAGAAGCGGCGCCUUCUAUGACUAAUGAAAGCAUUCAAAACCAGGGGACUUCCCGCCAUCACCUCCCUCCCUUUUAAAGCCUUCGAAUACCACAUACGCCCACUGCAGAACCGUGUGGACGCCCAAAUGAUCAAAACUGGCUUCGAUCUCCAGAUUUACCACACAAACCACCUCCUACAGACUUUCCUUAGCAAUGGAGAACUAUCGAAGGCACGCCAACUUUUCGAUGAAAUGCCCAUUAGGAACAUCUUCACCUCCAACCGCAUGAUCUCUGGCUACGCCAAGUCUGGCGAACUAGACGAGGCCCGUCGCCUGUUUGACUGCACCGAAGACCGCAAUUGCGUCACAUGGACGAUCAUGGUCGAUGCCUAUGCCCAGUCUGGCCGCCCUCAGGAAGCCUUCUUCCUUUUCAGUGCGAUGUGCUGUUCAGGCAUCAAACCUGACCAUGUGACUAUAGCCACGCUUCUAAAUGCCUGCGAUUGCCCAGAGCUGUCUAGCUGGGUGGUACAAGCUCAUGCUUAUGCUAUCAAGUUGGGUUUGGGAGCCACUCUUAUGGUGUGCAACACCUUAGUGGACUCUUACUGCAAGUGUGGACUCCUUGAAAUGGGCCGAAGGCAUUUUGUUGAGAUGCCAGAGAGGGAUUUGGUCACUUAUAACGCAAUGGUAAUGGGAUACUCGAAGGAAGGGUUCUACUUUGAGGUGUUGGAGCUCUUGACUGAAAUGCGAGCCUUGGGAUUGAAGCCAUCACAGUUCACUUUCUCUGGUGUUCUAACUGCUGCGACAGGAUUAGGUGAUCUCGGUCUUGGCCAGCAAAUCCAUGGUCUGGUGAUCAGAACAAAUUUUGGCUGGAAUGUGUUUGUGAACAACUCACUGUUGGAUUUCUACUCGAAAUGUGAUUGCUUGGAAGAAGCAAGAGUACUUUUUGAUGAGAUGCUGGAGAGAGACAAUGUUUCUUAUAAUGUGAUGAUCUCAGCCUAUGCAUGGAAUGGGCAAACCAAAGAGCUUUUAAAUCUCUUUCGGGAGUUGCAGUUCAUAGGUUUUGAUCAGAGUCAGUUCCCUUUUGCUAGUCUACUUAGUGUUGCUGGAGCAGUCCCCAAUCUCAAAAUGGGGAGACAGAUCCAUGCUAAAGUAAUAGAAACAGAUGCAGCAUCCAAUGAUCUUGUAGGGAAUGCCCUCAUUGAUAUGUACUCAAAAUGUGGUCAUUUGGAGACGGCAGAGAUGAUUUUUAUGCAUAAAACUGAUAGGAACACCAUCUCAUGGACAGCAAUGAUCUCAGGCUACAUUCAGCAUGGACGCUAUGAAGAGGCUUUGGAGCUUUUCCAUGAGAUGAAAAGGGAUGGUUUGAGCCCAGACUGUGCAACACUUUCUAGUAUUCUGAGAGCUUCAGCAGGCCUUGCUUUGCUUGGGCUAGGAAAGCAGCUGCAUUCCUAUAUAAUUAGAUCAGGGUACAUGUCGAAUGUGUUCUCAGGGUGUGCCCUUCUUGACAUGUAUGCAAAGUGUGGGUGCUUGGAUGAAACUCUUUGCAUAUUUGAGGAAAUGCCCUACCAGAACAUAAUCUCAUGGAAUGCUAUGAUCUCGGCAUAUGCCCAAAAUGGGCAAGGGAUGAAGGCUGUCAAUCUAUUUCAAGGCAUGCUUCGCUGGGGUGUGGAACCAGAUUCAGUCACCUUCCUCAGUGUUCUCUCUGCUUGCAGUCACAGUGGCCUCAUAGAUGAGGGCCUGCGAUUCUUUAAUUCUAUGACAGAGUAUUACAAGCUAAAACCAAAGAAGGAACACUAUGCUUGUGUAAUAGAUUUGUUGGGUCGGGUCGGUUGUUUGGAUGAAGUUGAGAGGUUAGUGGAUCAGAUCCCCUUUGAAGCUGAUCAGAUUAUAUGGAAUUCGAUUCUGAGUUCAUGUAGGAUUCACAAGAAUCAAGAGUUAGCGAGACGAGCAGCUGAGAAGCUGUUUAGUAUGGAGCUCAGAGAUGCUGCUCCUUAUGUUAUAACAUCCAAUGUCUAUGCUAGGGCAGGCCAAUGGGAAGAUGCUGCAAAGGUGAAGAAGAUGAUGAGGGACCGAGGAGUGAGGAAGGAGCCUGCUUAUAGUUGGGUUGAAAUCAAGCAAAAAGUGUACACAUUUUCAGCCAAUGAUUCCACCAACCCACAGAUAAGUGAGAUAAGGGCAGUGUUGCAGAACUUGAGUGAGGAGAUGGAGAAGGAAGGCUACAAGCCUGACACUGGGUGUGCAUUUCAUUUGGUAGAUGAGGAACUGAAGUUAGAGUCAUUAAAAUAUCACAGUGAGGGACUGGCAAUUGCAUUUGCUUGAUGAAUAUGCCACCAAGGACACUGAUACAGGUGAUGCAAAACCUUCAAGCAUGCACAGACUGCGAUGCUGCAAUGAAAGUGAUAUCCAAGAUUGUAAGAAGGGUGUUUAUUGUGUGAGAUUCAAGCAGGUUCCUUCAUUUUAAGGAUGAGUUUUGUUCUUGUGGAGGUUAUUGGUGAGUUAAUCAAUCAUAAGUAAAUGUGGAGGAAAAAAACAAGGACGUGAUUCAAGUUUGAAUGAGAAAUAUGGAGAUGUAAAACUAACUAGAGAAAUCUGAAACUUGCUGAUUUUGGCCUUG